This is a messenger RNA of Closterium sp. NIES-67, 965 nucleotides long. The record is from the annotation of a GenBank genome assembly. NCBI's taxonomy places the organism in Eukaryota, Viridiplantae, Streptophyta, Zygnematophyceae, Desmidiales, Closteriaceae.
AGGCGGCGGAUGAGCCCUGGGGACCGGGACAUUGCACAGGCAAAAUGUGCCGAACUACUGGCAGCUGGGCUCAUACGAGAAUCAACCUCAGAGUAUGCAGCUGCUACGGUGGUAGCGGCAAGGAAGGAUUUGACCGGAGAAACGCUGGCAAGGCGUAUGUGUGGUGACUACCGGGGGCUGAAUAGGAUCACUAAGAGCGAUCGGUACCCCAUGCCGAUGGCUGAAGAGAUCUUCGACAAGCUGGCUGAGGGAACCGUAUAUUCGACGCUAGAUCUGAGACAAGGUUUCAAUCAGAUCCCUAUCAAGGAGGAAGACAAGCCGAAGACAACCUUCCAUGGGCCGGAUCGGCUGUACGAAUGGAACUACAUGCCAUUCGGACUCAAGAAUGCAUCGGCGAAGUUUCAGCGCGUGAUGGAUCAGGUGCUGCAGGGAGUUCCUAGAGCCGUAUGCUACAUCGACGACGUAGUGGUGUUCAGCAAAGACGGACAGCAGCAUGUGCAAGACGUGGCGGCCACCCUAGCAGCCAUACAAGAGGCUGGACUCACCUGUCACCCAGGAAAGUGUCACUUCGGCGUUAAAACGGUGGCCUACCUGGGAUUCCAAGUGGGAGAAGGGGGGCUGUCGGUGCAGCAGGCAAAGGUGGAGGUGGUGGACAGGCUGCAGGCGCCAACAGACAGAAGUUCGCUCCGGGCACAGCUGGGCUUCCUGAGCUACUACAGAAGAUUUGUGCCGAACUUCAGCAAGACAGCAAAGCCCUUAAACUGGCUGCUCAGAGAGGAUGUGCAGUGGACGUGGGGAGAGGAACAGGAAGCUGCAUGGCAGACACUGAAGGAGGCAGUUAAGACAGCCCCCAUGUUGAAAUUGCCCAACCCGAAAGAGCCUUUCGUGCUAUACACUGAUUGGAGCAGCAGCGGGAUGGGGGCAGUACUGUGUUAGGAGGAAAGAGGGGUAGAGCGAGUAGUGGC